This is a messenger RNA of Amoebophrya sp. A25, 6684 nucleotides long. The record is from the annotation of a GenBank genome assembly. Lineage: Eukaryota; Dinophyceae; Syndiniales; Amoebophryaceae.
AGUAAGAGUAUGGAUUCAGAAUUUUCACCUUGCUUGUUCCUAGUUAAACUUCUGUUAUAUUAAUUGGAGAAAUUAUAAAGUGAGAGGUAUAAGAAAAAGAACUUGCUUCUUGUUUGAGCAGCUACAUCACCAGCUUCGGCAGAUUGUAACUUGUAGAGGUGAUUCGAAAAGGAUGCUCCAUUUUACCCGUGCGACUCCCGCGCGUGGUGGAGUCUCGUGAAAUAUCAGCUUUUUUCGAAACGGAACCCGAUCGGUGGUUGAACACUGCCCAGAGGCUUAAUGGUUGAACACUGCCCAGAGGGAAAUUGUAGACACAGGUAAAAAAAAAGUUGGCCUGGGUGGGGCACAUGAAUCAACGAAACUAGUGCGAGUUUCUUUCUAGGCAGCAUAGCAACAAGGAAGAACUACCUUCAUCAUGGGCGGUGGUGGUAAGGGAAAGAAAGGCGGCAAGAAAGGAGGUGGGAAGCACAGCCUGAACAACGCAAGUAAGGGUGGCGUCGAUAUCGCUCAUUCAAAAAAUUCACAUGGAGAACAGAAUUAUGGGCACGACGAUGAUCAGAAAAUCGAGCACGAGGCGGGUGCUAUUGGAGGUACUUCAGCUGCUGAAGGUGGCGAAAUAGAGGGUGUCGCAGCCUCAGCGUCGACCGACAAGAAUAAUCACGGCAAGGGCGGCAAAAAGGGAAAAUCCAAGAAAGAUUUCGGUUUCGCGAAAUUCAAAAAUGAAUCUGAAAAGCACACAAAUGACACGCAUCCUAGCAUGGCAUAUAGAAUUUGUCGCGGUCAUACGCCACCGACCCCGAACAACUCGUCUAAUAUUUUCUUGCGUCCUCAGGACCAGAAAAGCAUGCAGGUGAGAGGUUAUGGAAAAUAGAAGAAAAAAUCGGCAUUUGACAAUAACUACUUGAUAUGAAGUUGUAUUUCGUCCCUAGAAUCUACUUGUUUGGUAAAGAUACAUACCUAGAAGAAGAGACGUGCACGUAGGUCUAGGUGCCAUUCUCUGACAAACAAGUUUCGUUGGUUCGGAUUGCAAAUGUACUGUACGAAAUUUUAUAUGUAAUUCAAUGAUAACGACUACGACUGCUGCUCUCACGCAUCAAUCUAUCAGAAUUACCAAUACCAAGUACAUCUACAUGAAGAGAGAGGAUUAUGCACAUCGUGUCGUGAGUACUCCUUCCUCCUCUUUUCCCUUUUCUAAGCACUAUCCAUGAAACCAGACAAAUACCGCACGAAGAACAUCUUGGCUGUGGGUUGUGGAAACAUGUCUUUCGAAGCGGCGCUGUGCCUCAGUUCGCAUGGCAUCAGCCUUGACCAAUGCACGUUGCACUGCUCAGUGUUGGACAAAAACCGUGAUGAGUUCUGCAAAAAAUACACUCUGGAGCGCGCGGAAGAGACCUUGCGGGUACUGCAACUCACGAUUUCUUGUUGUGUAUAAGACGCUUAAAGCACAUAAAGAAAAAAUAUCCGGUCAAGUAGUUUUCCCUCAUUAUUCCUAGUAGAUUUGUCUCUCAAAUCGAUAAAUGAAGAUGUAGUGAACCAAGUAUGUUAAUUGUAGCUUUGUUUGGAGCUAAGUAACCGUAUCGAUCCUCGUCUACUUCUCGGCGGGUGUGAUGAUUGUAACCUUACAAAUAAACGACGUCUUGUCUCUCCGGUGUUAGGUGGUAGAGAAUGAUCCUGACUAGAGUGGCGCAUGCUGAUGACAAACAUGAACAAUGACGGACGACGCUUAUUCUAAUAUUCGUUCUCCUUGAAUCAUAACCAGGUAAAGAUGAAUGCAAUUAUGAUAAAGUAUGUAACUGUAAGUGUAUCAAUGUUGAGCGUAUGAUCAAUAUGAAUAACUUCAAUUUAUUUUCUUCAUCGAAGGUGCUUGAGGCGUCUGGGCAACGGUACUUUUUUAAUGUGAAUGCGUUUGAGCUCCAUGACCACUUGAAGAAAGAACUGGCGCCACAGCUUCGUGCACAAAAAGAGAAGGAGAAGAGGGAACGAGAGCGGCAUCCACACUUGUAUUUAUGAAGCGAAUUACCUUGACCUUGAUGAAAAUAUUGUGAAUAAUAGAGGUGCUCCAAGAAGAACUCCAUUCAGAAAUGGUAACGCUAGUAAAAUAAGUAUACUUAUCAGUUGAACAAGAUAUGGUUGAGCAUGACCAUCAAAGACGUACUAUGAUGAUGGCGUUGUACUUGUACUCCAAGUGCAGCUGCCCGUUUUCUGUACAGCGACUUUUUCUAAGAUAUACGGAAGCGGCAGAGCUCCACGAGGGGUCCGACAAUGAAGAGGCGGAUGAAAUAGCAGCGGAAGAUCAGGUGCCGAGCUACCGUCUCAUCUUUUGGAACAACCCCUACCCACAUGAGUAUUCAAAUCCACAAGAACGAGAACCAAAGGAAAAGGGAAAGAAGGGACGGUCGAAAGGAUUUUUAAAGAAAUUAUGAAUCAUGAUCUACUUAUAGUAAUAGUUCAAGAUUGAUAUUAUAUGCAUACAGUGAAACUGAAUUAGUCACCACAUUAAUCUUGAUGACGCAGAGGACGACUUGAUGUUGAUUUUUAGAUUCAAUUACAAUUAGAAUUACUUGAAUACAACUUGUUGGGUCUGACUGAUACAACUGAUUGAACAAGAAGAGCACGCUUGCGCAACAAUGUGGAAUCAUUUAGCAAGAAUAAUAUUGUAACUGUGCUGUGCCAGCUGAUGAAUGAGUAUCUCUAUGUCGUUGAUAUUCAUCUUAGUUAUGUGGCACCUCCAAAGCCUGGACCUGUGCCUGUGGUGUCUAUCAGUUAAGAUGUUCUAGUAGGUGUGCCUGUGCGCCUGCUUCGCGGCUUAUCUUUGGGACUACUUAUUACUUGGUGGAUAUGAAGGUGUAGGUGAACAUGAAGUACUAGAUUCAAUUUCAACCUUUUCUCUCUAAAAGACGGAAGCAGACAACUUUCCCAGCAGACUAUAGAUGACAUUGUAUCAGGAAAAGUUCAGCUUGCGGACCUGACGAAAUUUGAGAGGGAGGCGUACCACGCGAAUAAGGAUAUAUUCCUUGAACGGCUCCAGGAAGAGGUGGAGCGCGGAACAUAUCUAGAACAGGAAGAAGAGGAAGAAGCCUUGGAAGACAUGAGCGAGGAGGCUCGCCUUGCAAAAGAGGAGCACAAGAAAAAAAGUACCGGCGAAAGGUUUGUCCCUGAACACUGGGUCAGAACCGAACUCUACCCCAAUUUUUUCAGAGAAUUUAUGCCAGACAUGUCGCCGGUCAAAGACAAAACCAAAAUAGAGUCCAUUUUGUUAAUACAACUAGGUAUAAUAGAUCUAGUAUAGUAAAUAUAGGAAACCUAGUCCUUCUUGUGCUGGGUAUAUCAAUAUCAUCAGAGAAUUGAUAGGAAUUAGAUGAGUCUACUAAAAUGUUUAGAAGUUCAACGUCGUACUCGUAUUGCUAGAGCGGACCUGACGAGCUCGUUUUUGAUAAACGACGAGGUCGUUUUUGUUACAAUACUGAGUAAUAUAGAGCAGGGGUACUUCCACUCUGGUUCAUCUCAGACUCAGGCAUAUACUAGCUAGGUAUCUCCCCGUAAGCCAGGUAGAGGUCGUACUUCAGUGGAAGAUAUCUCACGACGAAAAACUUUAUUUCUAUCUAUUGAUCGUCCUUCCCGCCGUCUAACAAUAGCAGGCUAAUCGUAGAAGCCCAGCGAGCACGAGAAGCAAAGAGACAAGAGAAAAAAGAGGUCAAUUGGUUAGUGCUGGAAGCCACAGGCGGUGCUGGUACUGCAUGUUUUUUCCACGUUGGAUCGUUUAUUUUGUGAUAUUCUAGAAGUAGCAGCUAGCUUUCUAGGCUUGAGCUACAAGUACAACACCACGGGGGGACUACAUGGCAUUUUGUUACGUCUCUGAUGUGAAGGUCGUGCGAGCACUAGUAACAUUUCGGUAUCCUCAUACUCACAGGAUAUGAUGACGGAAGCGAUCCGGACUCGUCAGAUGAGGCGAAGCCUAUGGGUCGAAUCUCUGCGGAGCAGAGGGAAGACUGUCAAGUAAUGUUGAUGUUAUGGCAAUAGGAAGGGAACACUUUCACUUGAUAUUAUAAGUAUUUAUAUAAAAAAUAACUUGCCGACGCUGAGAGAAAAUUUUUUUUGUUUCCCUAACCUCCUUAGUAGUCUAUUAGCAAAUACAAGAUGCUGUGCGGUGCUGCUGAUGGUAUGGGAUUUGAUAGGUGUAGUCAAAGCACUCAGGAGUUCUUCGCUCAUUUAUAAAUACCUUUCAGAUCUACAUCAUUCAGUUUCAGUAGGUCUUUUUGUACAUCGUUUACCCAAGAAUAAGCUGUUCCAAGUCCGACGGACCACCGGCGUCUAUAAUUUUUGUUUUUCAAUUCUAAUUCUGAUGAACCAAGAUCAGGCGUUUCGAACGAACCUGAAGGAAAGCGCAAGAGAGCACGGUUGGAUACUGUCAGAGGAGGUCCCUUUCGACCCCGCCCAAAUGCAGUGGUACCAGUCGUCUUAUGGUGACAAGCGCUCUACGAGGCAGGGCGCCAACGUACCUCUAACUUUAAUAACUUUGUGAUAUUUUUUUGCGAAUUUGUAGUCUAACUAUAUUUCUUGAAAAAAUCCUAAGGUCAUCUACAUUCUUAAUAUAUUUAUGAAUUUGAAUGUUGAACAGUUCAGUUCGUUGGUUGCAUUUGUCUGUAAUAUCAUAGGACGUGCUGAGGUGGAAAUAAUAACUUUCUUGAAUCAACUAUCGAUCCUAUUUCGCUACAUCGACCAGGUCUCAAGUUACGUGAGCAAAGAAACGACACGCGCGUACUUUUUUCGGCUGAUCAAAGGUGUCAAUGGGACAGAGAAUAACCGCUUGGCUGUGCCUAAGCUGUGGAGCCGACGCGACUACGAGGCAGUAGUCGCGGCGACCGGUGAGGACCAACGUGCUGGUGACAAGGACCAGAAGGGAUCUCCACGGAGCCGGAGAAUCGGACACCUAGCAGGAACUCGUCUUAUCCAGCGGGAGAAAGAAACGAAAGGAAAAGGACGGGAGGAGGAUGGAGACCAGCAAAGAAAGACGUGGACAACGAAGAACAACAUCCUCGAUAUCGUAUUUGCUGCCCGAGAACCAGAUCAAAUCUUAAGACUUAGCCCAAUUAAAGUCCAGCUAAAGCUUGAGAAGCAUCGAUUUUGAUCUUUAUUGGCCCUUUCUCUAAGGAGACGACAUAACAAAGUAAGAUGACUCAUAAUUGCAGGAUAAUUUACAUUUAUUUACUAGCUCGUCUCUAAAAGUUCGUGGUAUUAGCUACGAGAACGCCCGUCGGAAGCUGCGGCUUAUGUUUGCACGUGCCAAGCAGUACAUGCCAGGUGGGGAGUGGCUCAGGGCCAGCGUGUACAUGAAGCGCAUCGAAAAAUUUAUCCUGCACGCUCAUUACAAUGACACCUACCUUUCUCCCCAACAAGCUCGUGCGCGCCAGGAGGCAGCAUUGACCGACAACCCGUCCUCUAGUAAGCAGGCUGGCAUCGUGGGAGCAGGAGGAGCAAGCUCGCUUGUCAUAGAGGACGACCCAGGUUCUCCUGCUGCGAAACGGCAAAAAACGAAUUCUUUAAAGGAACUUCUUCUACGUAAUAUUAAAGGAGGCGAUGAAAAAGCUGGUGCUGUCACAAGCACAACUUCAAACGUGGUCUCUGGAAACGUUGACGCAAUUGGUCUGCGACCAAGACCAGACCAGGUUUUGUGGAAGUUCAUGCUAGAAAAUCAGUGCGAUGCGUGCGGGGAUCCACCAGACAGCGAACAAGACGCAGAACAGCUCGAGCUCAAAACCUGGAGAUUAUGCUUGCUAAUACAUUUGACAUUUAUUUAAUAUAGUUGAGCUGGAGCAGUGGUAGCAAAUGAAAAUGUCGUAAGUAGAAAAAGCUUAAGCUAGCAUUGGACCCAGACUCAUUUUUCCAAGGACUCAUACGAAGUACUAGAAGAAUACCAGUUACAACAAAUAUGUGACUGAGAAGGUGAGAAUCGCGCUCCUUCUCAGGAUAGACAUUGCUGACACGAUCGCUUUCGCGUAUCUUCUAGUAGUCUUGAUUUUGCUCGUUAGAGUGUCUUUUCGUCUGCAUGCCUCUAACCCAGUGUCUUGUCGACGGGCAGAAGUGGAGUUUCGUCAGCUCCUGCAAAGCCAACCGCAAGCCAGGAACUGCUUUGGCGGGCGGUGCAGCAGAGCCUCCUACACAAAAAAGGGUCCGCGACAUGGAGAUGUGGUGUCUUGAUAACUUCAGGGAAUUCGAAAUACCAGUUGUGUUAACCGUAAAGAAUCCUCAUACGCACUGCCUGCGUUUGAGAACAGCCUUUGCCAAUUGCGAGUUCGAGGAAAGAGACCCGGACUCGAGGAUCUUUCACCUCGUCAGCCGGUCAAUUGUGGACGAGGAAUUUAGAAGCACUGGAAAUCGUUCUUGAUGAACACAGAUAUUUAUUAGAAGUCACCUUUUUUCGGAUGAUAAUGAUUCGCACCCAAACUGGAUAAUUAACCUUAACGAACGAAGUAGAUGUCGCCACUUUUCUGAUAUUAUUAUAUAUAAGAUUGAUAUGUCGAUCUGAUACUGAUUCUAAAAGAACAUGAUGUGCUGUUGUGGUAUUCACCACAUUUUGCGAAACCCUACCCCAUAUAUCAUCGCAGUAGCAGCCAGUUCUUGUACAAUUUAUUAUAAAUUUUUAUGCCUUUGUCGUUUACGCAACGGGCACUGGCCGUGUCUUAC